CCUCAAAUUCCCUCUCCUGACAGAAGGAAAAUCAAAUCGAUUCGUCCGCUAUUUUCGGAAGCGAUCUUCGAAAAAUCAAACGCAAGGAUUAGGGUUGUUUUGUUGUGAGAAAUGGCGAUGGCAGGGCGCAUCAGAUCGAGUCUCCCUCUCUUUAACAGGCUUUUGGGAGCCGAUUCUCUUUCCGCUAACAGAUCCAAUCUUCACCAAACCCUACUUUGCCCCGAGCUGUCGAAGAAUUAUUCAACUGCGCCCCCCAAAAAGGAAGUGAAAGUCAAGGUGCCUCUGGCUUUGUUUGGGGGACCAGGAAACUAUGCCUCUGCACUUUACCUUGCAGCAGUAAAAGGAAAUGCUCUGAACAAGGUUGAGUCUGAACUUCUUAAUCUUGUUGAGGCUUCAAAGAAUAGUCCAACGUUUUCUCAAUUCACCAAGGACUUGUCAGUACCUGCAGAGACAAGAGUCAAAGCCAUUAAUGAAAUAUGUGGUCAAGCUGAAUUUUCAGAUGUUACAAAGAACUUCUUGGUUGUAUUGGCUGAGAAUGGAAGGCUAAGGUACAUAGAGAGCAUUGCAAAGAGAUUUGUGGAGUUGACCAUGGCUCAUAAGGGAGAAGUGAAAGCCAUUGUAACAACUGUUAUUCCCCUUCCCCCAGAGGAGGAGAAAGAACUGAAGGAGACAUUGCAGGAAAUAAUUGGACAGGGGAAGCAGGUGAAGCUGGAACAGAAGAUUGAUCCUAGUAUUCUUGGUGGGCUUGUGGUAGAGUUUUCACAAAAGGUGUUUGACAUGUCCAUUAAGACUAGGGCACAACAGAUGGAGAGGUUCUUGCGCGAGCCUGUCAACUUUGGUACCCUCUGAAAGAUGUCAUUAUCCCUAGCUGACCUUUUUAGGUUCCUUCUGCACCAAUUUGUUAGUCAAGAAGGGCAAAGAACCAUUCUGGUCUUGUUUGCCUCUGUUUUCUUGUACUUUGCCUUUUCAUAUGAUGGAAUGCAUCCAUUCACAAUAAAAGCGACCUUCUCGGCAUAUAUUUGGGAAUGGCACUGAUAAACUUUCUACCUUUUGUAUGGGGUUUUUGUGGCCACUUCACCUUUGAAGACCAUAAUUUGUUCAGGUACAUCUUAAAUGUUACUUGCCUGGACAUCAACUACUGUUUUUGAAUACAGAUGAAUGUCUCUUUUCUAUUAUGUA
Molecule: messenger RNA, 1179 nt
Organism: Theobroma umbraticum
Lineage: Eukaryota; Viridiplantae; Streptophyta; Magnoliopsida; Malvales; Malvaceae
Gene: ATP5
Product: delta subunit of Mt ATP synthase
Biological process (GO): proton motive force-driven ATP synthesis
Cellular component (GO): membrane
Molecular function (GO): proton-transporting ATP synthase activity, rotational mechanism
Source: RefSeq, a predicted model, not a curated record